Molecule: messenger RNA, 1492 nt
Organism: Gossypium raimondii (Peruvian cotton)
Lineage: Eukaryota; Viridiplantae; Streptophyta; Magnoliopsida; Malvales; Malvaceae
Exons: 2
Coding region: 607-1242 (211 amino acids)
Source: RefSeq, a predicted model, not a curated record
AUUAGUUAUUUUGUCACCCUGUUUCCCUCUUUUUUCAACUUUCUCUCUGAUUUUCUCGACAUCCAAAGACAUCCCUUAGUUUACGACUCUUCUUUUUUGCCUUCCCAUUUUUGUUACUACUAUUAGCAGUGGGGGAAACCUUUUCUUUCCUUUUUCUCUGUUAACGUUCUUGUUAAGUAGGGAAGGCAAUGUGAGUUGUUUGAGCUUGCACUACAGUUACUAAUUUCUGCGACGAGGAUAAGCUUAUUGGGUCUCUUAGUGUGCACAAGAUGGGUAAAUGCAAGGGUUGUGGGAAAUUAGGUAGGAUGAUGCCAAGGGAUGGACCUGUGAAUGCUUUCCAUUCUGUUCUUUUGUGUUCCCCUGUUGUUUCUGUUUGGGAUUGCAUUAUCCGUAAGAUGAGAUAUUUGUACAGGCCUGAGUGGGUGUAGUCUUGGUGUUGUAUUAGUUAAAAGAAUUAAUUACUAGCAAAUAAGUGGCAUAAAGAAAAAUAAAGUAAAAGAGGAAAAAAUAUAGAUUUACAGGGAAAUGUAUACUAUUUAGAAGAGCUGUUCAAAGAAAGAUAAAAACAAGCUAAUAGAACUCUAGGUCUAAAGCUUUUCAGUUUUCAUGGAUAACAAGGCAUGCAAUAAAGUGCAACCAGUAGGGAGAAAAGGGAAAAAGAAGCAAGUGAAGGAUGAAUUGGAUCGAAUUAAACAAGCUGAGAAGAAAAAGAGGCGGUUGGAGAAAGCCCUUGCUACUUCUGCUGCUAUCCGUUCGGAACUAGAACAAAAGAAGCAGAAAAAGAAGGAAGAGCAGCAGAGGCUUGAUGAGGAAGGCGCUGCAAUUGCCGAGGCUGUUGCAUUACAUGUCCUAGUUGGUGAAGACUCUGAUGAUUCGUGUACGGUCAUGCUAAACAAAGAAGAGAGGUUUAACCCUUGGGAUUAUGCCAACAAUCUCAAUCUAUUUAUGGGUGGAGGUAGAGGUUGCUUUCUUCAGCAAGGUCAAGCAAACUGGGGAGGGCAGGUCUCUGAUGCAUAUAAAGAUGGAUGGGAGUGGGCGAUGUUGGAAAACAGUAAUUGGUCCUUACCAUAUGGAGCUUAUGGAGGUGAUCUCCAAGCAUCGUGUUCAUACUUAGAGGAUGGAAGCUGGGGCAAUACAGGAGUUUCAGCUGAUCUUAUUGCAGCACAGGCCGUUUCAGCACUCCAGAUUACCAAGGAUGCAGCGGUAGACACAAUUGUCCUCAACGGUAUGUUGGGAGGGUAAUCGAGCGUAUAAUUGUUAUGCUGCUUCAAGUAUUUGCUCAUAAAUGUGUAUCAUUUGACUGUUAGUUGAAUUUGGUUGUUUCUUCUUCAGUUUUAACUGCUGCACUUGUAAUCCAUAUUCAUUAGUGCAUGGUUACGACUUCAUGCAGCAUCAUUUUAUUGUGGUUAUCGAACAGGUCAGCUAUCAGUUUUGAUUCGCAAAUUCUAAGAAAUUGAAUAAAUCUAACAAAUUUGGAUAAUUUUUAAUGAAA